AUGUCUGACAACGGAGAACUGGAAGACAAGCCACCAGCUCCUCCUGUCCGGAUGAGCAGUACUAUCUUCAGUUCAGGAGGCAAAGACCAGUCGUCUGCCAACCACAGCUUGAAACCCCUGCCCUCUGUACCAGAAGAGAGAAAACCUAGGAAUAAAAUCAUCUCCAUAUUCUCUAGCACUGAAAAAGGAAGCAAGAAGAAGGAAAAGGAAAGGCCAGAAAUCUCCCCACCGUCAGAUUUUGAGCAUACCAUCCAUGUUGGCUUUGAUGCGGUUACUGGAGAGUUCACUGGAAUGCCAGAGCAAUGGGCUCGGUUGCUUCAGACCUCAAAUAUCACGAAGCUAGAACAGAAGAAAAACCCCCAGGCGGUACUAGAUGUGCUGAAAUUCUACGACUCCAAAGACACAGCAAAACAGAAGUAUCUGAGUUUUUCUGCUCCAGGUAAGAUCCAAGUGUGUGCAAGACAUAUUGAAGAGGAGUUGGGUAUUUGGAACACAACCAAUGCCAAAGGUUCAGAACCAUCAACAGCUGUGGCAGAUGAUGAUGAAGAUGAUGAAGAAGCUCCUCCUCCUGUUAUUGCUCCACGGCCAGAUCACACAAAAUCGAUUUAUACACGGUCCGUAAUUGACCCCAUCCCUGCACCAGCCAGUGACACUUCUGUUGACAGUGCUACGAAAUCAGGUGAUAAGCAGAAAAAGAAGACCAAAAUGUCGGAUGAAGAGAUCAUGGAAAAACUACGCACUAUUGUGAGCAUAGGAGAUCCCAAGAAAAAAUACACCAGAUAUGAAAAAAUCGGGCAGGGGGCUUCAGGUACAGUUUUCACAGCUAUUGAUGUGGCAACGGGGCAGGAGGUUGCUAUUAAACAGAUAAACCUGCAGAAACAGCCCAAGAAGGAGUUGAUUAUUAAUGAGAUCUUGGUAAUGAAGGAGCUAAAGAACCCCAACAUAGUCAACUUCCUGGACAGUUACCUCGUAGGAGAUGAAUUGUUUGUGGUGAUGGAGUAUCUAGCUGGAGGCUCACUAACAGAUGUGGUCACAGAAACGUGUAUGGAUGAAGCACAAAUUGCUGCUGUUUGCAGAGAGUGCUUGCAAGCGCUUGAGUUCCUACAUGCCAACCAGGUCAUCCACAGAGACAUUAAGAGUGACAACGUGCUGUUAGGAAUGGAUGGAUCAGUUAAAUUAACCGACUUUGGUUUCUGUGCUCAGAUCACCCCAGAGCAGAGCAAGCGCAGCACUAUGGUUGGAACUCCUUACUGGAUGGCUCCUGAAGUGGUCACACGGAAAGCAUACGGCCCUAAAGUGGAUAUCUGGUCUCUGGGCAUCAUGGCUAUUGAGAUGGUGGAAGGAGAACCCCCGUACCUCAACGAAAACCCCCUGAGGGCUUUAUAUUUGAUAGCAACUAAUGGCACACCAGAGCUGCAGAACCCCGAGAAACUGUCCCCAAUAUUCCGGGAUUUCUUGAACCGAUGUUUGGAGAUGGAUGUAGAGAAAAGAGGAUCAGCCAAAGAAUUGCUACAGCAUCCCUUCUUGAAACUGGCAAAACCUCUGUCUAGCUUGACGCCACUGAUCUUGGCAGCCAAAGAAGCAAUGAAGAGUAACCGCUAA
Molecule: messenger RNA, 1602 nt
Organism: Fulmarus glacialis (Northern fulmar)
Lineage: Eukaryota; Metazoa; Chordata; Aves; Procellariiformes; Procellariidae
Gene: PAK2
Product: p21 protein (Cdc42/Rac)-activated kinase 2
Exons: 13
Coding region: 1-1602 (533 amino acids)
Biological process (GO): regulation of axonogenesis; protein phosphorylation; regulation of MAPK cascade
Cellular component (GO): cytoplasm
Molecular function (GO): ATP binding; protein serine/threonine kinase activity
Source: RefSeq, a predicted model, not a curated record